GUGGAGGUCCUCAAAAAGUCUUGUAAGACUUCAAGCUCAAAUGUUAAGAACUCCUGGUCUACAGCGUUGUUCUGUUUUUGCUCAUAUUAGUUUGACUAAAGCGAAACGAUGUCCUCAUCCUGCAGUACCUCUAUAUUCCAAGGUUUCCUUAUCUCAGGAAGACAGGAUUCCUGGAUCUUUUGCCACUUACAGCUGUGACGACGGCUAUGAGUUAUUUGGUGAAUCUACUCGUGUAUGUUUGCCAGAUGGAACAUGGCAAGGAGAUCUAUCAUACUGUGCUGUAAAUGUUGCCUAUGGAAAACCUGCUAACCAAUCUAGCUCCACCAGAGGUGGAAGUCCACAAAAUGCUAAUGAUGGAGACACGACAACCCUUCACGAGAACAAAUUCUGUACAGAAACAAAGAAAGAAAACUCACCCUGGUGGCAAGUGGACUUGUUACAAACAUAUGAAGUGAAAGUUGUGAGGAUCAUUACCAGAGGAUGUUGUGGUCACAAGCCCUUACAUGAUCUAGAAAUUAGAGUUGGAAACAGCUCCACAGUUCAGCUUAAUCGUUUAUGUGCCUGGUAUCCAGGAACAAUAGAGGAUGGCACCACCAAAGAUUUUGAAUGUGCUUAUCCCAUUAUUGGUCGAUAUGCUUUUGUUCAGAUGGUGGGCAUCGAAGGGUCACUAUCACUUUGUGAGGUUAUGGUGUUCACGGUACAAGAAAUUUCUGUCGAUCGGUGUGCCAAUCAACUAGAACCCUUGAAGCUGACUAUAUUUAACCAGACAUGUUACGAGUUUCAAGGUGACAAAGGAGGGACAUUCACGAAUGCAGAUCAGUACUGCCGAGCACGCGGAGGUUUUAUUGCACACUCCAUGAGCAACAUAAUCCAUAACUUUUUGUCAUCUGAAUUGGAGAGAAAAAAGGAUAAUUUAAAAUCUAACUUAGUAUGGCUUGGAGCUCAGCGAGAGCGUGGUAUAGUGUCUCAGAAAUGGCAUUGGGUCAACAAUCAGACAAUAGUGAAUUUUCUGUGGGCUCCUGACCAGCCCAACAACUACAAUGGGCAACAGAAUUGUGUGGUUUUGGAUGGUGGGAGGAAGUGGCUGUGGAAUGAUGUAACAUGUGAUCUAGAUUAUUUACCAUGGAUUUGUCAGUAUAGUCCAUCAAACUGUGGCAGCCCUGACAGGAAAGAGAACUCCACUAUUUUAGAGAAGACUUUUAACUUGGGGCAGAAAGUUACUUAUGUAUGUCCUAUUGGAAACAUGCUUAUUGGUGACAGGAUGCGGACAUGUGCUCCUGAUGGUUUCUGGACAGGUUCAGCACCUUCAUGUAAAUAUGUUGACUGUGGGCCUUUGUCAAACAUUACAAAUGGAUACAUUCUGUAUCUGGAUGCUCGCACUACCUUCAAUGCCACUGCACAGUACGCUUGUGAUCAGAACUACACACUGAAUGGCACUGACACACGAAGAUGUUUAGGAAACAGCGAGUGGGAAGGAGAAGAAGCUCAGUGUCUGUUUAACCAUUGUCCGAAGCUCGAGACACCACCAAAUAGUUUCUUGGAGGUUACAGGGCAGACAGCUGGUAGUCAGGCAAAAUAUAGCUGUGAAAAAGGUUAUAAACUUGUUGGGACCAAGGUUAGGAAGUGUGAACUUGGUGGCAUAUGGACAGGCAGAGACCCUCAGUGUAAAUUUAUUGACUGUGGUAGACCAAGUCCUUUAAGCAAUGGGGACCUUGUGUUCCUUAACCAGACCACAACGUAUUUAAGUAAAGUUCAGUACACAUGUCACCAGAACUUCAGUCUCGUUGGGGACAAGGAGCGAACUUGUCUUGACACAAGGUUAUGGAGUGGACAGGAUCCAGUCUGUAAAUUAAUUGACUGUGGAGAGCCAAAUAUAUAUCCUGGAUCGUAUGUAGAAGGAGAUGAAUUUACUGUCCAUUCUGUCAUUGACUAUUUUUGUGAAACUGGUCAUGUGAUGAUAAGUGCAUCUUCUCGUAGAGUCUGUGGACUGGACGGAAAGUGGACAGGUGAAGCUGCUGUGUGUCAUUUUGUUGACUGUGGCCGUGUCCCACCCAUACCCCGAGGGUCAGUCCAUUAUGCCAAUGAAACUACUUUUCUUUACAGUCUUAUAUCCUAUAAGUGUAAUUUUGGAUAUCGUCUGGUUGGCGACAGUGUGCGAAGGUGUCUGGAAGAUGGUCACUGGGGUGGAAACACCCCUUUGUGUGAAGAAAUUCGUUGUCCUGUUCCACAAGUGCCACGUAAUGCUACAGUUGUUUACAGUGGCAAUGACCGGUCUUCAGCCGCUUCCUUUAAGAUAGGAGCUAACGCUCAGUAUCGAUGUGUGGAAGGCCAUGUUCUAAGGGGAGUAUCAUUACGAAGAUGUCUGCAGACGGGAGAAUGGAGUGGUGAAGUACCUUCAUGUCAAUAUGUGGAUUGUAGAUUUCCCUUUCCAGUGGCUCAUGGACACUGGUUACUCCCCAAUAAUUCAACAUUCUAUGGCAUGUCAGUGGAGUAUGAGUGUGAUGAAAACUAUAAAGUUGUUGGACCAAGCCGUAGGCUUUGUUUAGACAAUGGAACGUGGAGUGGUCAAGAUCCUCGAUGUAUAGAGAUCUCUUGUGGAGUUCCUGAUACGCUCGACACAAUGACCUUUGUAGAUGGCAGUGUUUUUACUAUUGGACGAAUGGUUGUGUAUUCAUGUAUUAAAGGUUAUGAGGUGAUAGGUGAAAGUAUACGUUCUUGUCUGAAGAGUGGCCAGUGGUCGGGACAGACACCAUUUUGUCAAUUGAUUGACUGUGGCCAGCCCACAGUGGUGACCAAUGGAAGGGGUUUUCUGAUGAAUGGGACGACAACGUAUAAAGCAACUGUUGAGUACCAGUGUCUGCCAGAUUUCAGAAUGGUUGGAGAUCCUGUGAGACAGUGUUUGUUUUCUGGUAACUGGAGUGGCCAAGAGCCUAGAUGCAUUGAUAUUCCCCCAAGUCCAGACCCAAAUGAAAAUCUUGUAAAUGGAGAACUUUCAGAUAGCCAGGCUGAUGCUGACCGAUCCAAAACUAUAGGGAUUGCUGUGGCUGUUGGCAUUGGUGCUGUCUUAGUUCUGGUUAUAAUUAUUGUUGUUGUUUGUAUCAAAACAAAAAAGGCCAGACCAAUUAAGAAUACAGAAAAUGUUCCUGUCCACAGACCAUCAGGAAAAGAAGCAUCUGUCUUAUCUUAUUCAAACUUCGGUGUGGAAAUAGAUGGUGGAGGAGACCCAAAUAGUGGAGCUAUAAGGCAUAAUCCAAACGGUCUAGUUACUUUUAAUUCAAACCAUCAACCACCUAUAUAUGCUAAUGUUACAGUGAACGGACAGAAUUUCAACUCAUCUAAUACCAAUGACAAAACAGCAGCUGUGGCUAGUACAAACAAUAUCUAAAAUAACUGAGAAACCCUUCUUAUAACUGACCAUGUACAAAUGGUAACCAUGACUGGACCAUACCUUUGCGAAAGACUUGCAGUGGAAAGUAAAAGUUGGAAAUUCCUGGCUUCACAGCUGUAUCAGGUUACACACAUUACUGGAGUCUAACAUUUAUUGAUAAAAUGGAAGUCUAUUUGAACUGUUCAGAAUUUUCAUGUUUGCUUGUAACAAGCCACUAAUUUGAGAAGUGUUGAACACAUAUAAAUUAAUGAUCACAAAAAAUUAUUAUUAAGGUUUAUUUAAGACUGUAAACACCAGUUCUUACAAAAAUAUAAGAAACACCUACAGGGAUCAACUUAUAAAGAUAAGAUGGAGCCUCUGGCAUCUGGAAAUAAUUACCUAAACUUCAGACUGUAUGUAAAUAUGUCUUGCAAAUAUAACAUUGCAUUAACCAUUAACGAAAGGAACCUUACUUGAUUUUUGGGAUUACAGAAAUGUUAAGCACAUCAACUUAAGAUGGUUUUACGUUGUUGUUUUUAAGAAAUUGAGCAGGACUGCACAUUUACUUGGGUUUGGUUUUCACUUUUCCAGAUAUAUAUAUUCACAGCAUUUUAUAGAAGUUAAAAACUCUACCACUUUUGUAAGAAAGUGAGAACUUUAGCCCAUACAUGUAUGAUACAGUGACCUGUGAUCGUAGCAAUAACAGUUACAAAAUGGAUUAACCCCCCAUUUUCAGAUCUGUUUGAUCCGACACUGGUUUCCGUAAUGUUAUGACAUAGUUAAAUAAAUCUUUAUUUUAUUAUAAUGAGAGUGUAUAUUAAUUUCUAAUACUUAGUGUCCUGGAGGCUUGGCAAUAAGUCUCGGAGUGUACAAUGCUAAAAUUGGGGUUUUGAUGCCCACGGUGGGCAGAGCAUAGAUAGCCCUUUGUUCUACUCAUAAUAUUCAAUAUCUUGUGAAGAACAGAAGUGCUAAUCAUAUAAACGUUAUAUUCAAACAAUAUAUUAAUAAAAACAAGAUUUUUGAUUUUACUACUGAUACAAAUGUAAUGUCUCUACAUUUUUUAUGUAAGCCUCAUUUGUAUAAGCCACAAAUCAAAAGGAAGUGAACUCCUCUUUCUACCCCUUCUAAAAUUUCACAAAGAAACUUUGACUUAAAAAUCAGUCUUUGGGAAGUUUUGAGAUAUAAAAAUCCAAGCUGAAGCCUUAAACAGUUAUUGUGUAGUACAGCAUAAAAUGUAUUUUAAGAAUUAUAAAAUGUAUUUUUAAGUUAUGCCAGUUUAUUUAUAACUUGAAUGUAUCAAGGCACACGUAGUACGAGUUGUCUGCACUCUUUAAUGAUAGGCUUAUCAAAUUUUUUGAUGUCGUUA
Limulus polyphemus (Atlantic horseshoe crab) is the source of this 4733-nucleotide messenger RNA. Its product is annotated as sushi, von Willebrand factor type A, EGF and pentraxin domain-containing protein 1-like. NCBI's taxonomy places the organism in Eukaryota, Metazoa, Arthropoda, Merostomata, Xiphosura, Limulidae. The transcript is spliced from 22 exons. The annotation marks the transcript as partial. The record is from RefSeq and is a predicted model, not a curated record.